CCAUCACCAUCGCGCCGUCGUAUAUGAAACACGGGGAUACACAGCUUGCAAUCUCCGCAGCGACGUCUUCCCACUGUGUGCGCAUGCGCGCGUCCGGCAUGUGCUUCACUGGGUCGUAGGGCUAACAAUCACAAAUUCCGCCGCUGCGUCACCCGCCCGGUGAUACCCUCUCCGCCCUCCCAUCGGCUCCCUUUCUGCGUUCCGCUUGAUUCCCUCCGUGCCUCGCACGACACUCUGCCAUCAUGUCCUCAGUCUGGAACCCCGACAAUGUGCGAGACGUGGCCGAAUCAGUAGGCAUUGCCUCACUUGCCGACAACGUCGUUGAAGAGCUAGCCCGUGACGUCGACUUUCGCCUGGCCCAGGUCCUGGAAGAAGCGCUCAAGUUUAUGCGACACGGGAAGCGGACAACACUGAGCACACAGGACAUAUCCAAUGCUCUCAAGGUGCUCAAUGUGGAGCCUCUCUACGGCUACGAAUCUACCCGGCCGCUGCGCUUCGGCGAGGCUUCACUGGGGCCUGGCCAGCCCUUGUACUAUGUCGAGGAUGAGGAGGUCGAUUUCGAAAAGCUCAUCAACGCUCCCCUGCCCAAGGUGCCACGGGAAAUCACCUUCACAGCCCACUGGCUCGCCGUAGAGGGAGUCCAGCCUUCUAUACCACAGAACCCUAAUACCAAUACUGCCGACUUGUUACCCAAGGGCCCCAACGCAAAUCCACAUCUGGCCGCUGCAAACGGGCUCGACAACGUCAACGUCAAGCCCCUCGUCAAGCAUGUGCUAUCCAAGGAAUCCCAGGAGCUGUUCAACAAGCUGUCGGGCGCUCUUGUUGACGAAACAAACAUUGAGUGGCAGAAUGCAGCCCUGGCCGCAAUCUCGACAGAGCCUGGCAUCCAUCAGCUGACGACAUAUCUUUUGAGCUUCAUAGCCGAAAAGGUUACACACAAUAUGAAGAACUUGUUCAUACUCAGCCAAAUGAUGCGCGCUUCCGAGGCCUUGUUAAACAAUCAGGCCAUCUAUCUCGACCCAUACAUUGCCUACAUGGUCCCACCUAUCCUGACUUGCUGCAUUGGCGGAAAGCUAGGACCAGCAAAUCAAACCGCGCCCUCGAAUGCCUCUUCAGAGACUCUGGGCGGGGCAGUACCCGACUAUAGCCGGGCUGCUUCUGACGCCUUUUACCUGCGAACACUUGCAGCACACCUUCUCCGGAAUAUUUGCAGAAAGUACUCUUCAUCAAACCAGGGACUAAAGUCCCGAAUCGCCCGCACGUGUCUAAAGCAAUUCAUGGACCCUGACAAAACAGUGGGCGCGCAUUUUGGUGCCUUGCAAGCUCUGCUUCUUGUCCUUGGUCCUUCUGAUGCGCUCCGAGGAUUGAUACUACCCAACAUAAAAAUGUACAGUGAGGAUUUCCUUGCCAAGAAGCUGGCCGAUGAGGGCACGCGCCAUGAUGCGGAGAUACUACUCGAAGUACUCGUUGGUUCCUUCCCUGCUCUUGUUCCAAAGGCCGUCAGGGAACGAGCCGAAAAGGCAAAGAGAGAAGGAACAUACACGGCACCCAAUCUUGAAGAAGUGCGAGAAAAGCUGGUAGACAAAGUCGGCGAUCUGGUAGCUGGGCGUCUAAUUAGCAAGAAAAUGGACCUGGAAGCGCAGGAGCUACUGAGCAAAGACUUUGACAUUUGAAUCAUAUUAAUUUUUCUUUUCAACCUGAAUGGUGAGAGCAUUGUUGGCGUUUUCACAUCUUGUUUCCUUUUCCGUGGGGAAGACGUAAAAAGGGAGCGUUUAAGUAACGUCUUCUAUGAUACCAUUUUUUUCUUCUUCGUCUUCUUCUUCUUCUUCUUCUUCCCAAGGACGCAGUGACCAUGUUUACUACUGUCCCACAUACGUAGCUUAGUACAGGAAAUAAACAACUCGGUUAAAACCUCAUCAUC
Molecule: messenger RNA, 1921 nt
Organism: Bipolaris maydis ATCC 48331
Lineage: Eukaryota; Fungi; Ascomycota; Dothideomycetes; Pleosporales; Pleosporaceae
Biological process (GO): RNA polymerase II preinitiation complex assembly; transcription initiation at RNA polymerase II promoter
Cellular component (GO): SLIK (SAGA-like) complex; transcription factor TFIID complex; SAGA complex
Molecular function (GO): transcription coactivator activity; protein heterodimerization activity; RNA polymerase II general transcription initiation factor activity
Source: RefSeq, a predicted model, not a curated record